Messenger RNA from Aedes albopictus (Asian tiger mosquito), 17514 nucleotides. RefSeq lists its product as uncharacterized. The record is from RefSeq and is a predicted model, not a curated record. NCBI's taxonomy places the organism in Eukaryota, Metazoa, Arthropoda, Insecta, Diptera, Culicidae. The coding region runs from base 12181 to 13674 and encodes 497 amino acids. Gene Ontology annotation, biological process: regulation of transcription by RNA polymerase II. The transcript is spliced from 3 exons. Gene Ontology annotation, molecular function: DNA-binding transcription factor activity, RNA polymerase II-specific; protein binding; RNA polymerase II cis-regulatory region sequence-specific DNA binding.
ACUAGUUUUGAAGAUAUAGUGAUCACCGUAACGGCGAUUUUUGAAAACACCAUUUCUAGAUAACAGCCCAUUGUAUCUGUAACUUUGGUUCUAGUGCUCCAAUAUUUAUGAAAUUUGGAAUGUGUAUUGACUAGUUAGUACACUUUCUGAUUAGGUAUUAAAAAAAUCGUUUUUUUUAUCCCCGCAAGGUAUAUUUGUCCCUUCUAAACCAUAGGGGAAAAAUAUGCUCAACAGACAUCCGAACAGGAAGGUCCGGGUAGUGUGGGGUAAGGGCCGUCCUCUACAACCAAAGUAAAAACCAGGACUACCCACCAAACACAUUCCUAUGGUCACCAAACCCUUUGUCUCUCCGGCACCACCAAGAAGGCAUUGCUUCAGAGAGGGCUUAGUGCACAUCGCACUCUCAAGGUUCGCUGCGUGGCCUGCAACAAUGAACACCGACGCCACGACAGCAACGCUACCAGGACGUUCUCUCCGCGAUCACUUGAUCGCUGUAAGGGUCGAUUUCGACCGCAGGGCACCGGCAUAACCUACGAAGCCGACUCCGAACCCCUGGACCACCUCUUGUACCGCAUAUGAAAUAGCCAUUCUCCGAGUCCACGCGCCACCUCCUCUGUAGCUCCAAGACGAUGUGGGUGAUAGCCGUUGAAACGACAUUCCAGCCAAACUCAUCCCUACAUAUCCCCUGGACAAGAUUGUCCGGAGUUGUGUCCUGCUCGCAUGUGGCAAGCAUGCGGUCACGCAUUGUGCAAAAAUGCGGGAACACGCACAAAACGUGUUCCGUCGUUUCCACUAAACCAGCACAAACAAGACAUUCGGGAGAACCCGCAUGCCCGAAACGGAAUCACCCAUGGCCUGAAAGGACCUUUGUGAGGUGGAAUGUUACUUCCCCAUUGCGCCUAUUCAUCCAACUAUCUACCCUCGGAAUCAACCUAUGGGUUGCCAUUUGACCAUGGAGGCCAUCCUGGCAGUCCUGCGUAUGCCUCUUGUGUCGCGCAUUUCGAAGCACUCUAUGUCCUCCCCGAUAAGGAUGCCAAUAGACACCAUACCAGUGAGGACGUAGAGCGCGUUGUAUGACACGGUACGGUACGCGCUUGCAACCCUCAGGCACAUCAGCCUUAUAGUACUUUCCAGCUUACCACGGUAGCUUUCGGUACUUAGCACUCCGGGCCGUGCUAAGCUUUCGGUGCCCCACGCCGGGCCGCUAUACCUUAGUAAGGACGUAUCAGUAGGUCGGCUCUAGAGGCACGUUCUCCUCCAUUCGGGAAAUUUGUGCCAUCAAAGUAUGGACGUAGCGAAACUAGUCAGAAGAUUUCACUUACUGGCAUACAUCGCAGAGCUAUUGGACAGCUUCCGAGACAGUGCCACUAUAGCUGUGGAGGUUCUUUCAGGCGCAAUCAACGUGGCAACCGAAGGUAAGCUUAUCGUCCAACAUUACGCUCAAGUGUUUGAUGGAGCGCUUCGACGUGAUAACGCAAUCUACACUGAUCACCGCUUGCUGGUUCGACUUCGGAUUGUUCACAACCAUCACCUCAGUUUUGUGGUGUGCCAACUCCAGUUUCCUGGACCUCAUCCACGCCUCCACAACAACGAUCGAGUGGGUAGUAGUCAAGUCUUCGAUCGACUCGUAAACUUCGAGCGUAAACUCGCCAGCAAAGUCGACAAUCGCCACUCCUACCUGGAACUCUAACCUCAACACCUCAUCGUACAUGACAUUCCAUAACACCGGACUUAGGAUGGACCCUUGCGGGACUCCUGAGGUUAUAGGAAAGCCCUUCUGCCCCACCACUGUGUCGUAAACUAAUACUUGAUUCUGGAAAUAAUUUCCGAGAAUAUUGUACAGGUACCCGGGUAUCACCAGAUGCAGGAGCUCAUCGGCAAUAGCAGACCAUCUGGCGCUAUUAAACCGAAAUCCCCUUCUCUUACGCUUGAGUGUUUUCCCGGCGGUUUUUGUAAGGCGCUGCCCAUAAACUACGUAGACUCAUUUUUGGUCAUCUUCAACAUCCCCCGUAGACUGAUAAAUUAAAAAAAAAAUUUAUGGAGCGUAGACUUUGGCCAAACCCCACCCUCGCUCCAUCAGAGUCUACGACGUUCAUGGCCAGGCCCUAACCGACAGGAUAGCGCCUACGGUCGACCUUCCCUUCUGCAAACCGUAUUGGGGCUACUCGAAAAACCAUUUACACCCUCGGUAUGCCUCAACAUUCUAUUGAGGUUGACCUUUUCGUGUACCCCGCUGUGUCGGUCAAGCAUAUUGGUCUAUCUACAAACGAGUCUCCGGGUGGUUUCCCCGCCUUUGGCAAUAGAACCAGGCUCUGCCUCUUCCAUGCUGCUAGGAACACUCCCUCGUCUAGGCAUUUCUGCAUAGCAGACCUGAACAUCUCGGGAGCCUCUACAAUAGCUACUUUGAAGGCCAGGAUCGCAAUUUUAUCCGGACCUGGGGCCUUACCUGCGCUAAGGAACUUUGCUAUUACCGCAAGUUCCACAUCGGUUACCCUCGCCUCAUCGCCAGCCCCCAGUCCCCGGCUGUCCUACGAAAACAGGCCAAGGACUAGGAUCAUGACGCGGAAAAAGCCCCUCGAUGAUCCCCUCCAAAAUAUCCCCACAAGGUAUGUAACCUCCUAAGUGUGUAAGUGUUGCAAUCACUUGCUCACGGCAGACCAUAUAACGACCUUUUCAACCCGUUUCUGGUUCUAGCGAUGGCUAUGAAUGUUUACCUGUUCCUUAUACACCUAUGGCAACCAACCUGAAAAGAUGCCGAAAUUGCAUUCCAGCUAUGUAGGUACCCCAUCACCCGUCACCAUCGGUAUCACCGGUCGUACACGCGGGAAACAGAUGUACAUUGUCCCAUGCGAAAGUCAAUUUUCCGUUAAAUAUUCAUAAUUUUCUCAUUCACUCCCAGUGACGCUUGUACCGUGUUUCGUUAACUAGCUGCUGCUGCUGUUGCCGGUUCCGAGAAUGAGAACAGUGCGCUUUCUGAAUGGAGACUGUUGUUGGAUGAUGGGGUGUUUGGUCAGGUACCUCUGACUACGAACGUGUUAAUCAAUUUGUCCUUACCAGUGACAGGUGGCACUUUGAUUUGUUUGCAGUGUGAUAUUUUAUGAUUCAAUUUGUGGAUUGCCUUUCAGGGGUACGAUGUAGUAGUCCCAUAGACCGAACAUUGAUUUAUCUGGAUGAACAGAAUUUCAUCACAAGUGUCAGCCCCGUUUUCUGCCGGUUAUUCCGGCACCCUGAACUGAAUCCUCAUUAAACGAAAUUAGCCAUCAGAACAGAUUGAAAGCGUGGCUAUUUUUGAUUGUCCUUGUCGCGCUAUGAGGGCUCACACUACUGACUGCGUUGCGUUGCGGCUUACGACCAUCCUUUUUCACUGACUUUAUUUACACCACACCGCCGAAGUUGGGUGUACGCAAACAAACGCGGCAAGUCCGGGGGGCAAAAAAGGAUAAUACACACAUUUAUAGUGCAUAACAGGUCGGGGAAAAAAUCGUUCCAAGCUUUUUCAUUUGAUAAAUAAAAAUUGAAUUUUAAUUAAAAGUAAAUAUUAAUUACUCAGCGCAAUACAUUCGAAAUCCACCAACAGGGCCGCCAAUCCUGAUAUCGGUUGACGACAUGUGUUUGCAACGCUGCUGAUGGUCGGAGUAUUGACUGUCGCUGUUGGUGAAUGAAAAAAAAACGCCCACGUACGAACUACAAAUAUUAUUCCAGUGAAUCAGCGAAAAAGAGCUAAUUUAGUCAUGAAAAUCAACAGAUGUCCACUUGAGUUGGGCAUUGCUCUUGGGAAAUUUCGAUUCGAUGAAAAUUAAUGUUGGAUUUCGUAUUCAUGACUAUGACCAGUUACGACCUGUUGAUAAAUCAGUCUGGAAAUCGUUCAGGUGAUUGCUAAUCGUUAGCAAGCGCUCUCAAUCAAUCUCAUAAGUGCCUGGCGAUUGCGGGAAACAAAAAUGAAAUGUUUCCGCCGCAAAGGCAAGGCAUCGUGUCACCACAGAAAGAUACACAGAGAGAGCCAAUUGUGAGCUAAGAAGGGUCUUCAGGGACACGAAAAAACAAAACUCACAAACGACGGCAUCAGAAAGAAAAAAAAAACGAGAACAAUCAUCAAAUAUUUAAACGCUUGCAUAUCUUGAGAGACUCUUUUAACUGCUCUCGUCAGCUCUUCUGGUUUCGCUCGAUUUUCCACAUUUUCCGGCGCCCGGUAUUUGCAAACCAUUAUAAACGAAUCUGUGUGAAUUUCUCCACGGAUUUUGGUUGCUUCCCCUAACGCCGUCAAGCGCGGUGUUGCAUACCAGUAGGGUAGGUGGGUAUACCUGACAACUGUUUGUGCCGGUCAACCUUAUAAUAUAAUCGAUGCUAAUAAUUAAGGUGGAGAUAACUACAAUGAUGCACUCUGAUUAUACGUUUCAUAUAAGUACCAACAAAUAUGCUUGUUCCUAUAUCAGUUAAACAAUAAUUCUUUAAUGAUAAUGAUCAUUAAUAAAAUUCUUUCCUUUCUGUGUCUUUUAUGAAAAAAAAAAAACACGAAGUCCAAACAAAAAAAAACCUUUUUCCUCCACUUUCAUGCAUGAAAAAGGUUAAUUUUCAAUCAUCUUUUACCUAGAAUCGUCAAUCAUCAAGCAUUUGCUUAAACAUGGAAUCCAUAUCACAUAGUUAGUCGAAAGCAAAAAUCCCAAAAUUUUGAAAAAUGCGUUUCAAAGUUUUGAUAAAUUGGUUAUUUUAGGUAUCCCGUGCAACUUUGAUAAUGCAAAUAACAUCGUUAAAAAUAACACAAGUUUACAAAAUAAAACGAAAGUCGUAAACUUCUGUCAAUGACCAAAAUUUUUGAAGCACAAUUUAGUGCUGAUUUCGAAACCGACCUUCAAAAAAAUUAAAGUAGAACAGUUUUUGAGUUUUACCUCAAUGUCGAGUUUUGUAACUUUUCAAAAUAUGUAAUUUACUAAAAUUCAAAUAUAUUGCGUUUUGUUCAACCAAUUUUAAAUCUUUUUCCAUAAAUUAAAAGCUGAAUACAAUACCAUUCGAUCAUCUGAAUACAGGUUUUGCGUCAGAUUGAUGAAAUUCAAUAUAUUGGCGAGCUUUGGGGACGAUCUUCUUAAAUUUUAGCAAAAUUCUCAAAAUUUUUUGAAGAAAUGUAUUUUUUUCAAUAAGAAAAAACCAACUUAAAAAUUCAUUCUCGACGUUUAUUUGACAUAUCAUAUGUAGGCGAGUUACAGUAAAAAUUUCAGCUCACUCGGAGCAUUGAUUACGAAGAAUGAGAUGUUUGAAGUGAGCGACUUUGUUUAAAAAUAGAACAAAAAUCGAUUUCAAAUCAUCAACGUUGUAUGGGAAGUCGAAAAAUUUUCCGCUCUACUGUAUUUUUUUUCCUUCGCGUUUUCGAAUUCAGGGCAUGAUUCUACACCAAAAAUGAUCAUCAGCUUACCGAGUUCAAAAAUGCUGUAAGCUAGUGUAAUAUAUUUAUUUUCCAUUGAUAAAAAACUACUCAUCAUUCGAUACAUGACUUUUAUAGUUCAAACAAGUAAGAAGCGCAAAGAACGAGAAACUUCAUGUUGCCGAACUCUCGCAGUUAUUUCGAAAUUUCAUUUCUUACAUUAGAAAACAAAAACUUCGUUUGCUCGGAAUACCAUCCGAACAAAAAAAAGUGUGUACCUUUCCCGCAACAUCAGCGAUAUCGUUAUGGCUGUGGGUACGAACCGCAGCCAGCAUCUAUCUACUACCAUCAGCAGAAAAAAUGACGAAUUAAAUUGAAAAACAAAUACUUUCAACAUAAUUCGAUUUUUUCAACUCCCUCGCUCCGCGCUGUUUGGGCUUUUCUAUCUCCGUCCGUCAUCCGUUCGUCCGGAUUUUCCUGUGCCUGGAUCCCUUAGCCUCUCCGGAUUCCCCUCGCGUACUCCAGCAGGAGGUUCUCUUUCCGAGGAGUGCUUGCCGUGUUUAUCUAAAUCACAGAAGCAAAAUGUACACAAGAAAAUCCAUCGAAAAAUGCGGUUUGGCUGGUAAAUACCGCGGGGGAAUCUCUUUCUUGCGAAAACGUCUGUUGGUCGACCGACCAACCAACAUCAUCGGCGGAUGCCGAGGGACGACUGCGAUUCAAUCUGUCUUGAUAACUGGGAGCAGUGUCGCGUAGGCUUGAUCCAAUACUUAGGUACCUUGUUUAUUUGCCUUGCCAUAGUUGAUUGACUGAUUGUGUAUUUGGUUCUAUGGGACACUAUGCACUGUAGUCACAUCGAAAAAUCAUUUGAAAGGAACAAUAACGAUUUAGUGUUACAAAAAAGUCUGCCUGGAAAUAUCUCUGCUGAGAAAUUCCCCGAAUAUUUCUCAAGAGACUCAGAAUCUCUUCAAAGAGACUCCCACAAUCCAUGCAAGUAGAUACCUAGAAACACGGUGUUAAAAUUUCCAGGAUGGCUAAAGAUUUCCUGAACAUCUGCCGAAAGAGUGCCGGAGUCUCUGCCAGGGAUUCGAAGAACGUGCUUCCAAAGUUUCGUGGAGCAUCCUCUAAGUGAUCCAUGAAACCUACUCAAAGGAUUUCGUAGAAUAUCUACACAUCUCUAUACUUCCGAAAGACACUCAAAAUUUCUGACAACAGCAUUCAGAACGAAUGUAUGGUCAAUAAUAGCUUCUGAUGGAUUCGUAGAACUUGCUUUUGAAGAUUCGAAGAACCUUCGUACAAGAGAUUCAUGGGAUCUUUAGUUGAAUCACACCCGAAGGAUUCACAGAAUCUUUUUCUAGAAAUCUUCCGAUUCACAUCCGAUAGAUUUGCUGAAUCUCGAUCAGGAAAUUGGUUCAGGAUCACAUCUGAGAGAUCCGUUAAAUCUUUCUUCAUGGGUUUUGUAAGACCUGGUACUAGAAUAGUCAAUAGAUUCCCAUAAUCUCCUUCAGCAUGUCUCCCGAUGAAUUCGUAGAACUUCUUCUGACGGAUUUGUGAAGCCUCCUCCAAGGAUUUUCUCAGAAGCUCCUCCAAAAAAUUCGUUAAGUCUCUGUCAAAGAGUUCGCAGAAUCUCGAAUUUAACCAAAUCACGUUCGACAGAUCUUCGGAAUAUCGGCCAGGAAAUUUGAGCAACUCUGCCGUAGGGAUUUGUAGAAACUCGUACUAGACAUUCGAAAAACCUCUAUAAGGUAGAACUUUCCAUCAUGGGUUUGGAAAACCCUUCCAAAAAAGGGUCUCUACCGUGAAAUUUCUUGCAGCAUUACCGAGAAAUAUCCAGAAUCCUGUCUAGAAAAUUGCAGGAUCCGUGCUGAAAGAUACUUUUUUUCUUCUUCUUUAUGGCUCGACGUCCCCACUGGGACUUAGUGUUCAUUGAGCACUUCCACAGUUAUUAAUUGAAGGGUUUUCUUUGCCUGCUAUUGCAUGAAUUUGUAUAUUGUGAGGCAAGUACAAUGAUACACUAUGCCCAAGGAGUCGAGAAAAUUGUCCCGACCGGAACGGGAAUCGAACCCGCCGUUUCCGGAUUGGCGAUCCAUAGCCUUAACCACUAGGCUAACUGGAGAGUGCUGAAAGAUACCUGUAAUCUAAAUCGAGAGAUGUCAAUAAACUCUUCAGAAUCUCUUCUCCGAGAGAUUUGCAGUAUCUUCCGAGAGAUUAGCAGAAUUUUUGCAAAUAGAUUUCCAGAAUCUUAUCCUGAGUGUCCUCCGACGGAUUCAUAGAACUUCUCCCGAAGGAUUCUAAAAACCUUCGUACAAAGGAUUCGUGUAAUUCUCCAAGAGACUUAUUGAGCCUCUGCCGAAGCAUUCGUUGAAAAUUUACCGGAAAACAUCCAAUAGACUUGUAGAAUCUCGACAACCUCUGACAGAUUCCUCUAUUAGUCGUCUAGUAUAGGUACAACCUCCUGCAAGGGAUUCGCAAGACUUCCACUAUGAAAUUUGGAGAAUCUUCAGGUAAAGAUAUAAGGAAGCCAUACCUAGAAUUUUUGAGAGCACAAAUCUGAAGAACCAAAUGACAGUUUGGCUUCGAUAUAGCUUUACCUUCUACAAAAACAUAAGGGUGAAAGAGAGCGCGUCCUGGUGUAAGAUUGUCAGAAUAUAUGCCAUUAGAUUAGAUGUAUGUUAAAGAGAUUGCCAGAUGUCCGCUUUGUAAGAGAUUCCCAAUAAACUGUAAGGACAGAUCUAGUAUUACUGACAAGAAACUCAAAACACCUCUGUUAAGAACUGAAAACUAAACUCUGUCAAAAGCAUCUCUUCCGACAGAUUUAAGAACUUCCACGAAGGACCUAUCCCAAUGGAUUCAGUACUCUUCUCAGAUCACCAGUAUCGCCUGCCUUCGACAUGUGACGCCUCAUUAACGUACUCGGCUCAGAAGGUGUCAGACGACGAAUAUCUCAAGAGAAACUGUCCUAGUCUGCCCUCUCAAUACUCCACCUAAACUUUGACGCAGUAGGCGAGGGGUCUAACGUCCUACGACAAUAGGGCGCUGCAUGAAAUUAUCUCCUUCUCUUUCACUCUUACAGAAAUUUUGUAAACAACAAGGCCAAGAAACGUCAAAAUCCCAUACAAAAUCAAAACAGUGCGGUGCCCUAUAGAAUAGGGAAGUUGUCACUUCCGUGAAGAUCGUAGUCUAUUUGACAUAUAAACCGACUGGCGACAUCUCAAGAGGCAAUGGAAAGAUCGACCACAGAUUGAACCCAAGUGGUAGGAUCCAGUCUAGUCGGUCUCCCACCGUUUAGUGUCGAACAGCUUACAAUAUUCAGUAACUGGCGUAAUCAUUCACCCCUUUCGUUGCCGUAAUGUGAUCCCUUUUUUGGGCGUUGAGGUCGCUUACAAGUCAGAUGACGUCCUGCAGCAUACCCAUGACGUUGUUUUCUAAUCCAGCUUCUAAUGAGCUCAAAUGAAAGUUUUAGGACUUACAAAGCUGUCUCCAAUUGAACUUCCUUAUGAGAUAUAUCCUUCCUACCAGUCCAACGCCGUGUCUGGUGGCGUAAUUGUAAGACUUAAUAUACCACUUAAGUCACUUAUACCUACACACUUAGAAAAAAUCACCGACUUCGGUAAUAUUUUACCGAAAUCUCAACCGUUAAGUUUUUUUACCGGAAAAACUCGGUGACGUUUACCGAACUUCGUUAAAUUUGACAGAUAAACGAUAACAUUUUACCGAAAUUUGGUAUUUUUCACAGAAUUUCGGUAAAGAAUUAUUACUGAACGCUCAGCUGUUGAGAUUUCGGUAAAAAUUACCGAACGCGACUAGCUGUGUACCCCUGAAAUAGGGGUAGUUCGGCAACCUUGGCCAUGGUUUCUUGGAGGGCCAUUACGUAAGGAUUAAACCUGUUUUUGAGCAGUUUGAUCUCAAACGACCUUGAUCUCAACCCGUUUGCGUUCCAAUGCAGUGCAAUAAGCGAGUGUAUUGCUAGCCAUGGAGUUCAUUAUGUGCGGCCACAACUUCUCUUCCGCGAUCCGGUAUCAAGGCCAGGGGAGUGUUGGUCUCUCUUUUUUGCGGUUUAACCAUUUCGGGCAGUUUCGAGACUGGUGAGCUUCCUCUUACGGAGUAAGGGACAGGCCACUCACAGUUUUGGGAGUGGCCCACCGACAUCAACCAUUUACAAGCUACCAUGAAAGCUGCUUGCAGUCCUUUCAGAGGCGAGGUCUCAGGAACGGAAGCGUACUUCUUCAUGAGUUCGGCGAUCUCUUUUGAAAAAGUUUCCACCUAUUGCUGGAGAAGCUGGGUUUCCUCGCACUCCGUUUACAUUGCCACCCUCUUUUAUUGCGGCUUUCUUGGGUCAGACGCCUGUUAACGACUAGGGACAUUCGUAGACGACAUCCGUGUAAGACUUCCCCCUUGAUUUUCCCGUUGUUCCAGACUUUCUUGGCCUGUCGAAAAAAAAGCCUCAACGCCAGUCUGUAACUUGAAGACAUCAGCUUCCCGCUUGUAUGUAGGGUACUUACAAUAGGUAGGUAAGAAGUUGGGGAUUCUAAAGACAUAGGGUCUUGUACCAUUUGGGCAGGUGUACCUAUUUUGGGCACUUGCCGCUAUAACUAAGUCAAUUUUAUACCUAAUAACAUAGUUUUUUUGCACACAAUGAGAUAGGCACAGUAUCUAACCCUAUACAAAAAUUGAAAUCAAUUGGUAUGAAAUAGACUUAGUUAUUGAGGCAAAUGCCCAAAAUAGGUACCCCUGUCCAAACGGUACAAUACCCUACUGUCUGCUAUGUGAAGAAACUGGAUAUGUGGCGAGAAAUAAUAAGGAUUUUUGAAGAAGUUUGGACUCUUGGAACAAAAUGAUGCUUCCAAAAAUAUCUUAAAAAUACCUUCGAGAAUUCCUCAGAAGAUUCUUCUAGGAAUUCUUCAAAUAUUCCUCCUGGAAUCCAUCAGUUGGAGUAUGUAUCAAUAAGUGAAUAUUGUGGGAAUGCUUUCUGAGAUUCUACCAGGAUUUCCUCCAUAAUUUCUUCUAGAAACUGAUUCAUAGAACUGAAUUUUUAAGAACUCCUCCACAUUUCCUUCAUGAAUUCCUCUGAAGUUUUUUUUAAAUCGAAAGUUACAGGAUUCUGUAAUUAUGAAUCGACUAGUUAUUAGCAUGACGCUACUGUUAUUUCUGGAGUUAUACCACAGACAAACAGACGUAACACCUUGAAUGAUUUUCAUUGAAAUCCAUCGCCCAAUGCACACUACAAUCACUAUGAUGUGCAAUAUCGUCAACAGAAGGCGCUAGUGUGAAACGUCAAACGCAUAAAAAAAACGAUGCGCGCCUCUGGCUGUGAAAGCCACAACUAUGAAAAUUUAAAAUGAUCGUUAAAAGCGUGGUCGAUGGAAAUUUUGCAAGUGUUACGUCUGUUUGUCUGUGGUUAUACUUUCUGGUGGACUGGAGCUUGGACUGGACAUUCACACCGAAUAUUCGUUAUUCAUACCCACGAAUGACAAAAUAUCGUCCUCGAAACAAUUCAACAGAACCGCGUCACUUAAACUAAUCCAUCAGAGAAAUCCCUUCGAAUGCGUGUACAUAUCAAUUAUGAACCAUUGCAUCAAAUUUCUUCCCAGAGAGAGAGAGGGAGUGAGAACGAACGCCCAGGAUCCCCGCAAUCCAACACCAUUUCCCAAAUUGGCUUUUAAUACCACACUUCUCUAAUUUCUUUGUUAUGGGGGUGAUCCGCAUCAAUCAACGAUUCAAUUGGUUUCGCAUCUGCACUUCACUACUGAGUACUGUGUGCGGAAUGCAAAAGGAUAUAAAACCGCGCAACAUCAUCAAUCCCACAAAAAGAUAAACACUCCAAAUAGAACAGCAACUGAACUGGCGUUGGAAAUUGAGCGCUUCUGCUGAGAGCAGGAGAGCCUCCAAGAGCGAUGAUGAAAGGGAUCCGUUGUGAGAGCGAGCCUUUUCCUCCCGCAUAAGUGCAUGUGCCACAGUGGCAGAGCGCGGGAAAUUGUUCGGAUCAACACCGCACACGAUCCUGCUACAGUGCUGACUGGACUGGCAGCAUGAGAUAUGAAAUAUGGUUCUGACUGCAUUCAUUCGCCUAAAUGACGUUACGCGAUUCACACCGUUUUUUGGACAACGACGAGUGGUGUGUUUUCCAUCAAUCUGGAGUUGGAAAGUGUUGAAGACUUGUUUGUAGAAGGUUCAUCUUGAGGAGCAAUACUAAUUGAUUGAAGCAGUGGAAAGGGCUAACAUCUUGGAACACAUCUAUUGGAUUGGCCGGAAUUAGAUUACAUGUCAAGCAAUUAGAUUACACGGAAUAAUUAAUAGAUCGUCAAUUUUGAUUGCUUUGUGGGUUCAGCAAUGGAUACGAUGGAUUUUGAAACGGAUUAUUUUUCAUCAUCGGAUGGAUUGAAAUCGAUUGUGUUCGCAAGAAUGACAGUGAAACAUAAUUUGUUUUAGAUUCGGAAAACAAUAAUGCAACAACGACGCAAAGUGAAGUGCCCUGUGUACCCAUGCCAGGCCAGGACCCAGCGAGUGAACAUGAGUGAAAUUUAAUUCAAUUUAUCCAAUCCAAUCCGCGCGCGAGAAUAAUUGUGGUUUGAAUUCGAUUUUUGUGGCCUCAGGGAAUUUGAAUUCCGGAAAAAUCUGUGCGGCUGUGGCAGUCCGAUGGAGGAUAUAAAUCGGUCGGUUGAAUUCGCAUUGGCCGCUCGAAAUGCUGCUCAUGCAAAUAUAAUGCGUGUCCCUGAACCAAGUAUUGUUCAAAAUGGCAAUAAUUUCUACAGAAUGGAGUAAAAACAGCAGAAUAAUUCCCUUUCGAAUCCCGUGAUACACUAACCAGUUGGCAAAAUCCACAAAAAAUGAUGUUUACAAAUUGGUUAGCACCGCCCACGACGAGCCUACCGCCGGACACAAUCAUCGAAGUUGGGCCACCGCCAUUCACACGGUACGCCGCACACAGUGCACUGGUUUCCGUCCACAGUGGCUAUCUGCGGGCAGCGCUGCGUUCCGACAACUCGACAGGAAACGCCACCACGGAUACCAUUCAAAUAUAUGUCCCCAAUGUAACCGCAGAGCAGUUCACCCCGCUGCUCACCUACAUGUACACCGGGUUUCUGGAUUUGAAUAUUGAAAACAUAUUCGGCGUGCUGCUUGCUACCCACAUUCUUCACAUGCCGCGAGCGCUGGAAUUGUGUCGUUCGUUCCUGUCCGCCACCCAAACGGAGAACUACUUCGGUGGACUGAACGUUCUACCCUCUUCGGCCAGUGUCGCCUCGGGGGGCCUCAAACUCAAGCCUGAAUUGCCCGAAACAGGCAAAGUAGUGCGACCAAUCGCAAGCAAAGCCACCGGAAUUGGACUCAAUUUCAUUGCACCUCCUACAUCGCACAUUCUACUGCCAAGCACUCACACCCCAUUCAAAAGUCUUUCAACCGUUGUUGUUGGCACACCGACAGUAAUAGUUGAGAAUGCGGAAAAUUCAUCGCCACCUCCGGGGAAUGCAAAAAUAGCUGCGCUCACCGAAAAUUCUGCUCCGGUCGCCGAACGAGGCCACCAUGCAGCAGAUGUAGACGAGAAAUCCCCAAAGGAAUCAAACCAAAAACGACAAUCAAAAUCUCUAAAACGUGGUAACUCCAAUAAAUCAGAAUCCGUUGUUACAACGAGCAAUAGCGGCACCGCCAAGGAUUCAUCCAAAGUCCAAUCCGACAAAGGUGUGAUCAUCGAUAUUGCAAGCUGUGAUGGUCCGGUUCGUUUCCGGAGAGUCCUCAACGAUAGCUAUGGAUUGAAUAGCAACAACAGCAACGUUCCUCCGCCAGAAGAUUCCAAAGCCCAUUCUCGCUACAUGAGCUCAUCGUUUCACCAACAGAUGGUUCGAAACAUCAACGAGCGCAAGCAGAAUCUCACCACGCUGGGCGAAAGUUACUCCUGCGUUAGCAGCCAGAAGGACGAAAACAGCCAGGACAACAACCAAUCGCAAAGCUCGCAGCAAAGCACGGCAUCCGCAGCGGCAGCGGCGGCGGCAACCACUGGCGAAAUGUACAACUGUGUCUACUGUAAGCACACCUUCAAGUCCCAGUAUUGCUACCAGAAACAUGCCAAGCGACACCUGAUUCCGUUGAGUUUGGAUUCGAGCAGUGCUGUUGGCAGUGUGGCAGUGGCAACUGAACUUUCCACUGAAGGGGAAAUGGACAUUCCGGGACCGAGAUACGAAAAACCUGGAUCAAAACGUGAGGUCAAACCGCUGGAUAUGAAUGUGCAAUACUAUCCGUGCAAGACGUGUGGUAGCAAAUUUCCUAGCUAUUACUUUGUGCACAAGCACAGGAAAAUGUGUCACGCCGAGGAGGAGAUUAUAUAAACGUAAAUGUAUAAAAUACCUGCUGCAUAGGUGAACAUAAAUCAACGCAAUCAAACAGGGUAUAUUUAAUCAAAAGCUUAGUGCACACUAGUGUUUAAAUGAAACAAAAUAUCGCUACAUAUCAAAUAAAUCUCAAAAAUCUAUCUUCAAAAUCCUGAAGCACAGUGUCUCUGAUGUCUUAGCUUAAGUUUAUACAUUUUGUUUGUUUGGUCAUUCAGCUGUAGCUUGUCGUCAGCUUUCGAAUGUAAAGGCGUAAAUUUAGAUUAAAACUCCUGAAAUGUGAAUCAGGAAGUGUUCUAACGAUCAAGCAAUCCCUGGCAGAACUACUUCAAAAACACCAAAAAAGAAUACAGGUGCUUUUUUAUCGAAAUUUGUGGAAGGAUUGCAGGAGAAAUUUUAGACAAUUUUUCUUACAAAAUUUACUCGGAAUCAUGAUUUUCCGUAGUAACUCCGGAAAAAUAUCUGAAAACCUGUAAGAGGAGGAUGCCCAAAUGUACUGAAAGUCAAUAAUGUUUCGUCCAUGGAGUGCUACAACAAAACCUUUCCCAACCAGCAUGUGGUUCGUGCAUUCGAAAAUUUCAACGAUAAGACUUCAACAUACCCUUUCCCAUAAAAGAGCUUGUAUUUGCUCUCCGACAUAUACGGAUUUUUGAAAAAAAAAAAAAAACACACACACAGCGAUCAAUAGAAAAUCCUCCCAAAAAAUCAUCCAGAAAUUUUACAAAUGGAGAAUUAUUCCUUUGAAUAGAAAUUUUUCAAACAAUCACCUCAGACAUUUUCAUCUUAGUAGGAUGACUAUGCAAAUUAUCGGCAGGAGGUUUGUUCAUUUCCUUCGGAGGGGGGGGGGGGGGGGGGGUUGUGGUUUCGUCGACCAAAUUGCCUGAAACUUGGUUGUAUAAUUCAGCUUGAUUGGGAAAGAUUAAAGGCCAAUUUUGAGUUCAAUAGGUUUCGAAAACCCCUCAUGACAAAGAGAACAAAAGUGCCGAUAACACCCACUCCCUGCUUAGAUGAAAAUCUAUCUGAUUCCCUUCAUGGAUCCCAGAGAAAUUCGCAUAAAUAAGUUCCCCAAUUUCAAAUGGAGUUUACUGUCUGAUUUUACGUUUCAGAAAUAUCACGUUCACUGCGAUUUUUUUAACCGAAAUAUAUCCAAAGAUUUCAUUAAAUCAUUUUAAGAUUAUCAUUUAGAGGAAUGAUUUUGAGGGAACUGUUUUACUUAGAAGCUAACAUUUUAAAUAGUGAAUUUGGACGAUCUGAUGGUAUUUAUCUCAACUUGAGAUUCUCAAGAUUCCACACAUUUACCAUACAUUGGCCAUACCCACGGAAUUGAACGUGGUAUUGCGCUUCAGGUAUAGGGCAGUGCAUACGGUGGUUGAGAAAUUUGUCUUUGACGAUUCGUGGCCUUGCUGUUUACGAUUCAGACUUAGGACAAUUAGCCUAUGCGCCGCGCCAGUUUGUGCUAUCUUCCUCACUUUUCCGUAAUUUCGAAAACGGGGACCUCAGUAAACGUGUGGGAGAGAGCUAGACAGCAUCACCGGAUAAUUUUGCCAGCUUUCCGACUAAGAAGAAUUUUGCCAGCUUUUCAUGGAUGGUUUAAUUUGAUUCAAAAUGUGGGGUGCGUGUGCGUGUGAAAGUGUUCUGAUUUAUGACUUGAUCUUGAUGACGGCACGGUGGCACACUUCCAGGAGGUUUUUCUGAAUCCCAGGAGUUUUUUUUUUCGGAAUCCCAGGAAUCUUUCGCGAUUUCCUCACAAAUUUGCUCCUCCAGAAGUCUAUUGCAGGAUUCCCAGGGAGUUCUUGCUGAUAUUCUUCCGGGGGUUUAUUUAGGAUCCCUUCAGAAGUUCUCUCUGGAUUUUUUUCCAGAGAAUUUCUUCUGAGAUUCCUAAAGAGGUUUUUUUUCUAGGAUUUCUUCAAGAGCUCUUGCCAAGCCAGGAUUCCUCCAGGAAGUACUAUCGAGAUUAUUCCAGAGAUUCUUUUCUGAUUUGUUUGAGGAAUACUUUCUGAGACUAUUGCGGUUGUAGGAGGUGCUUGCAAGAGUAUUUCGGAAGUUUUUUUUUAAUUGCCUCAGCAUUUGCAGAUGAAACACGAUACCGCCUGAUAUUUUUUUUGGAGAAUCCUAUCUGUAUCAUCAGCAUUUUAAAGAUGACAUUAGAAUAGAAAACUGAAUUUACUUCUGAAAUGGGAGAGGAUAAUUUCCCUUUGAUUUUCAAACUUUUUCAAUCAGGUUUUCAUUCUCCAAACCCCCAGUUUGAUAGAGAAUGUUUUGAGGCCAACAUUGAGUUCAAGGGUUCUAUAAAACACCCAAAGACGAAGUUGGCUGCUGAAAUGCUGAAUAAGACCAUCGAUUUAACGAAACAAAAUCUUCGGAAAAAUGAUUCGACGAUUUACGAUGUUACGAUUUCUAAUUCAUGAUGAUUUUGAAGGUGUAAAUCCAAAGAGCAGAAAUUUCAUGAGUUCAGAGCGGACAAAUAUGCUUCGAAUAUUGCCGGAAUAAAUCGUGAAGAAUGUCCAAGUUAAUUCCAUGAAUAAGUUUUAAAGCAGCUUUUGUGCAGGAUAGCUAUUUGAAAUUGCAAAACAAAUAUUCAAGUUUAUUCGAUAGUUUUUUUUGGAAACUUUGGGAUUGAUUCGGUGAAAUACUAAAUUUGUAAUAAUGAGCGAAGUUUUUGUAUAGUGAGAAAUAAAAUUCUCCGUUUCUGCAAUGAAAUGAUGAAAAAAGCGUGGGUAUUAUGAUUCCUUGACUAAUUUGAUGCUGUUUCAGCAAAAUGUUAGGUAACUGUGUUGUUUAAGUUGCAAGAAAUGGAGAAAACAACAACACUGCUAAGUACUUUUUAGACGAGAUUAAAACAGCUGUACGGUUUCAGUAGUUUCGUAAAUCGAUUUUAAGGUGGUUCAGUAAACAACUGUCAAAAACGUAUGGAAAAAGGUAAACAAUUCAUUUUGGCUGAACGAGUUCGGUGAUCAGCAAAGGUUCUAAUGUCGGCUAAAAAUUAACGAUGAAAAAUUAAAUGUGGCAAGCUCUCAGGCUGGUACACAUAACUUCAAAUUUUUCUAAUGCAGAAAAAAUGAAGAAUUUUAAUUAUGGUAACUCUUGCAGAAAUUUAUAGAGGUAUUACUUGAUAACUUUUCGGCUGUACUUCUAGAAGAAAUAAAGCAGCUUGCUGUGAAAUUACUAAGACAUGAUUAAGUUUAUAGCAAAAAUUAAGAGGAAACUUCUAUUAGCCCUCUUCUAAUUAGUGGUUUUCGACCAAAAUACGAAAAAAUAUUAUGGAAUUGCUCAGAAGUUUUGGCUGAUAUCCUACCUCUAAUUCUUCCAGGAAAUUCGUUUUUCUUUUUUAAAAGUUUUUGCAGAGUUUCGCCCCAAGUUCUGUCCUAAACAGAUUUCUGAAAAUCUAGACAUCCCUCCUUCGAAAUUUUGUCAAAUUGCGACCGAAACUUUUCUAGAGGAUCACAUAAAAAACGUUAAGAGUUCCUCUAUUAAUGCUGUCGGAUUCUCUUCAGGAGCUGCGACUACAGAUUCCUUCAAGAAUUGUUUGGGAAGUAAUGUCUGUAAAUUUAUCAGAAAAUGUCUUUUGUUAUUCGAUAGUUCCGUUUGAAAUUAGGUAGUUUCACCUUUGUAUUGUAAGAACAACAUCGGAUACUUGAUUGAUUGAUUUGUCUUUAUUUCAGAGACUUUCAUACCACAUCGGAUACUGCUGUUCUAUACGUUUUAAAAGAUUUUGCACAAAAUACUGUGCCGAAAAGUUUGAUCAAAUUUCCAGCCGCCGAAUAGGUAGUCAAAAAGCAAUGAGAAUUUGUUAUUUUUAUAUCCGAGUGUGAUCAAAGGUAAAAAUGCAAUAAAUGUAGG